AAGCAGCAGAAAAAUCCCUUUGAUAAACUCCUUGCGCCAGUGCCUCAUAAUAAUAGAAACGAAAGGAGCGCAGAUAUCUAAAAAAACAGGAGUGCUUUUAUCAAUCUCCGAGUGGCGCGGUGUCUGGCGUUGUGUAUCCGUGAGCCCUGACUCCCUCACCUUGGUCGCGCUCUCCGCGACCACAAACCGACUCCCCUCGCCCCUCCCUCUCCCAAAUUCAAAUCUCUAGGGUUUUUCAUCCUCUCCUUUACAACUUCUGGUUCUUGAUCUCUGGCAUUCCAAGACCCGAUCUUUCCUCCUCUUCUGUUCAUCUGGAGGCCCCUUGCUUGAAAUUUCCCCAAAAUUUGUUCUUUAAGAGGUUUUCUUGGGUAAUUUCUGGCGGUGUUAAGCUCUGGAUCCGUCUCGCGUCGUCUUCGCCACUGCUGGAAACCUAUCUCGUGAUUGUAGGGCGAUUUUUUUCUUUUUCUUUAUUUGGUUAGAAAAUGGCCGUCGAAGAGAAGAGAUGCAAUGGCUUUGUGAAGCUGGAGGACUCCUCUGGUGAGGGGUUAAUCACUUACAAGAGGAGGAAGCGUGGCAGGUCAAGUUCCGACGCCUGCCAGGUUUCCAACAUGCCUUUGCAUAAAGGGAAAAACAGGGAUAUUGGGUGGGAGCAUGGAGUGAUAGUUGAUGGAAAUAGGUUUCACUGGAAGUGCAAUUGGUGUGGGUUGGUUAGAUAUGGUGGUGGGGUUUCUAGGCUUAAGCAACAUAUUGCUGGUACUUGUGAUGUUAAAAAAUGCCAAAAGGUUCCAGAAGAUGUUGCAAAAAGCAUGAUGAACCAUCUGAUAGCAAAGCAAAAGGACAGAAUGGUGAAGAUAGCUGGACUCAAUGGUAUUGAUAUGAUGAAUUCCAAGUUCGAUCAUGAAAAUAAUUUAGUUGAUAAGGAUAAUUUAAAAUUGGACCUAGAGUUGCAGAGGAGGAAUGCCAGCCAACUAUCUAAGAGAGCCACUAAACAAUCUGGGGUUGCUAGUCAGCGGUCCAGGACUGGUACUCAACGAUCAAUGACAACUACUCAGCUGUUUAAGAUUGGCAUGGCUAAGCAGGAUAUGAAACAAGCUCAUGACACAGGUUUGCACAGUAGCACCUAUGAGUCAGAUGAUCAUGCUAGAAUAGAUGGUCACUGGAGACAAGUAUUGGAACACUUGCUGCAGCUGCCAGAUGCGAGUGAAGGUAGUGGCAUUCAAGGCUGCAUUCGUGAUGCACUCAUUUGUGGUCCUUCUAGGUUCACCAGAAAGUUCAAGAUGACUGAUUUGCCCUGGGACACUAUACAGCCAAAGGACAGACGUAAGGGCCUUAAUGCAGUUAAAAGUCAGUCUCAAAGACUAGAUGGUGCUACCUCAGAUGUAUCAAUAACUGGGGCUUCAAAUAUAAAUGCCAACACUAUAAAGUGCCAAAAUGUUUUCCUUGAUAUUCUACGUUCAGAGAAAUUUGCUUUAUUGUGUGAUUUACUUUGUGUAACCUUGCAAGACAACAAGGGCAAGGGAUUCUUCGACUUUAGCGUGAUAAAUUCAAAGAUGAAAACUUGGGAAUAUGAGAAGUCGCCUGGAUUAUUUGAUCAAGAUAUGCAACAGGUAUGGGAUAAGUUUUCAAAAAUUGGCCGAGAAAUGGUUCUUCUAGCAAGUAGUCUUUCAAACAUAUCGCGGGCAUCCUAUCAGAAGCAGGUUGGACAAGACUUAGUUAAUGGGGCUGGUGAACAUAAACCUGAGGAGACUUAUCCUGUAGGUGUUGAACAAAAGAAUUAUGUGGAAUCAUAUACCACAAUGCGGUUAGCUUCAUGUGAGUCAGACCAUUCCACCAAACCAGAUCAAACUGAGGCCUCUGGUCUGUACAAAGUUUGCACUUGCAAGAAAUGUGGCACUGAAGCGAAUGGCAAGCGGAGCCUCAUCUGUGAUGGAUGUGAAGCAAUGUACCAUUUCUCUUGCAUUGAGCCUGCUAUCAAGGAGAUCCCAACUCGAAGCUGGUACUGUUCUGCAUGUCGUACAAAUAAGAGGGAAUCAUCUGAACCUACCUCUGCCCAUAUCCAUCCAGACAGCUCACACCAGAACUGUGCAGUCUGUCAUCGAUUAGAAUUUUCGGAAACAAAAGAAGAAAAUGAGAGUGGAAGCAGGACCAUGAUGGAUAAUGACUCCAGAGAAAGCUCAGUUUCAGGUAUGGAGUCUGAUGAGUCACCAGAACUGUCAAGGACUGCUAUGUCACAGUUGUGCAAGCUAUGUGGAACUUGUGAGGAUGAAGAUAAGAGAUUCCUAAUAUGUGGUCAUGUUCACUGCCCUUACAAGUUCUACCAUAUCAGAUGCCUGAAAACUGGUCAGAUAGCUAGUGCACAACAACAAAACAAGCCUUGUUGGUACUGCCCAUCUUGCCUUUGUAGAGCUUGUCUCUGUGAUAAAGACGAUGGCAAGAUUGUCUUGUGUGAUGGUUGUGAUGAGGCUUACCACACCUACUGCAUGAAACCACCUCGUACUUCUAUUCCUAAGGGUCAGUGGUACUGUGUUCCAUGCAAUGUGGCGAGGGCGAGGGAAGGGAUGAGAAGGUAUGAACAAUGGAUCCUACAACGUCAUAGGAAGAACGAUGUAAGGCAAGCUAAUGAGGCCAAUAGGUCAAUGGAUUUGCUACUGAGUGCAGCUGAGAAGCUGAGCUCUGAAGAGCAAUUGGUAGCAGGGAAGAAAGAUAAGUAGAUUGCCACACUGGUUGCAGCCUUGUGCUAUACGCCAAAAGAUUUUGAUUUAGUGAUGGCCAAAUUAGGAAUCUUUUCUUAAUAUUCCCUCGAGAUAUAUGGGUCUUUCCUCUUCUGUUUGUAAUUUUAAUUAGAUGUUAGUGUAGAACGAUUUAUCAUGUAAGGGUUCUUCCUAAGGGGAUAUUAUUCCUUGAGUGAAAAUAUUAAUGCUUGACAUGUACAAUGGCGGGAAAUGCUGCAGGAUAAGAAUCAAGAAAGGAAUUGGAAGAAGCUGUAUCUGUAGACAUUUUCCCUUAACAAUGUCUGAUAACAACUAGUGUGGCAUAUA
This is a messenger RNA of Elaeis guineensis (African oil palm), 3038 nucleotides long. Lineage: Eukaryota; Viridiplantae; Streptophyta; Magnoliopsida; Arecales; Arecaceae. The record is from RefSeq and is a predicted model, not a curated record.